Salmo salar (Atlantic salmon) is the source of this 1101-nucleotide messenger RNA. The record is from RefSeq and is a predicted model, not a curated record. Lineage: Eukaryota; Metazoa; Chordata; Actinopteri; Salmoniformes; Salmonidae.
UCUUAAAGGAGCGGUGUGUCCCACUGUAACCUUGUUUAAAAUGCCUCCCGCUGAAAUGGUUAUAUAAUACUGUGUAUCUUGUCUUAAAGGAGCGGUGUGUCCUCUGAAUGAGUUGUGUGAUGUGGCCCAUGAGUUUGGAGCCAUCACGUUUGUAGACGAGGUCCAUGCGGUGGGGCUGUACGGCGCCAGGGGAGGAGGUAUCGGGGACAGAGACGGCAUCAUGCACAAGAUGGACAUCAUCUCUGGAACACUGGGCAAGGCGUUUGGCUGUGUUGGAGGCUACAUCGCCAGUACCGAUGCCCUGGUGGACACAGUGCGUAGCUACGCUGCAGGCUUCAUAUUCACCACGUCUCUACCUCCCAUGCUGCUGGCUGGCGCCCGCGAGUCCAUCCAGACCCUUAAAGGGGAGGAGGGCCGCUCCCUCCGGAGGAAACACCAGCGUAACGUGAAGCUGCUGAGGCAGAUGCUCAUGGACUCCGGACUGCCCGUCGUCCACUGUCCCUCUCACAUCAUCCCUGUCAGAGUGUCCGACGCGGAGAAGAACACGGAGGUCUCUGACAUCAUGAUGAGUCGUUACAACGUCUACGUCCAGGCCAUCAACUAUCCCACGGUCGCCAGAGGGGAGGAGCUUCUACGCAUCGCCCCCACGCCACACCACACCCCUCAGAUGAUGACCUACUUUGUCGAGAAGCUGGUUCAGACGUGGAAGGAGUCGGGUCUACCUCUGAAGUCCCAAUCAUCAGCGGAGUGUAACUUCUGCCGGCAGCCCCUUCACUUUGAGCUGAUGACGGAGAGAGAACAGUCUUACUUCAGAGGCCUGAGUCACUCCAUCUCAGCUCACGCAUGAUGGACACACUACAGAAUACACUCAACCCAUUCCUCCGUCACUCAUUGGCACUUUAUUUUUAUUACCUUGCUAGUGCGCAACUUUUUUCACCAGGGGCCAUAAGGCUCUCGUCAAAAGUAGCACACUAGCAAGGGAAUAGGGUACCGUUUGGGACGUCAUAGAAUUUAUAUCUAUAUUUGUAUUUUAUAAGUGUCAUAACUUAUUAUUGAGUAUUCCAUGGGCACUAGAUUGUCGAAAUAAAUAACUUGAAUGUU